AUGCGCCCUCCAACAAUCGAACUUAAAUUUACCAUUUUGGGCACCAACUUAAGGCUUUCAAAUUCUUCAGCUAGUUACUCAAAAGCUCGAGUGCUGGGGAACACAGGCUCAUCUGAAAAGCUCAACAGAGUAUCCUUCUCAAAGUCUUCCACGGGUGCUAUCACCUGUGCACUAUAUCCACAUUCUCUUCCUGAGAAGAAAAGAGGAAACUACAACUUAAAGGCUAUUUCAGCCGCACUUUACACCCGCGGGAGCGGCGGCCGCGCUGAGGCCGUGCCCCGCCGGCCCUACCUGGGUGCCGGCAGCCCCUGCCGAGGAGCUCUCGGCGGCUGCUCGCACCGGCCCAGCGAGGCUUCACCGAAACGGACACGGCGGGCGCGGGACGCGGCGGGCAGCGCUGACACGGCACCGGCGGUACCCCCAGCCCCUCAGGGGCCCCGAGAGCAGCUCCAGGCCGCACGGGGAUCCCCCCACCGCCACGGAGGGCGGUGUAAGCGCCCGAAGCCUUGUAAGCUCCCGCCGCCGGCCCGCUCCGGCUCCCCGCACCCCCCGCUGCCCCCUCAACCAUCCUCAGCCCCUCCCCUGCCCACUCACCGUGCACCGGCCGCCGCCGCCGCCUCUCUCGCUCUCCCUGCACGCACGGACCCGCCCUGGCGCUGCCGACGCAGCCAACAUGGCCGAUGGGAGAGCCCGCGCCACGUCAAGGGGCAGAGAGCGGGGGGCGGGCUGAGCGCCACGGUUCCCCCCGGCCCGGCGCUGUGUCCGCCUGCCACCCGCUCCCGGCCUGUGCCCCGGAGAGCGGAGCGGGGCCAGCGUCAGGCAUCCGGCCGCGCUGACCUUCGCUUCACCGCGGAGGCGGCUCCCGUCCGCAUGUGUGAUUGCGUUUUUAAUUCACCGCUCGACUUCCAGAUGUCUCUAAAGAUCGUUUCUUCCAGUCUCGCUCUUCGGACUGCCUGGGAAAAAAUAUACUGAAAUUAUAUUCCUGGUGGGUUUAGCCUGAUACAAUGCUUUACCUCAUAAAUAUUUAGCAAUAGAACACGUUUAUUUACUAUCCGUACAAUUACUUUCACGUAACCGUACAGUUUUGCUCCGUUUUCUUGUCAGUGUGGUUAUUUCCCCCCCCCCCCCCCCGCCCCAAACCCAAGUCAGGGUGACACUUCGGUUUCAGGGCACUUCAGAGUCGUUUUAAAUAAGCCUGCCACAAAAGGCUGGAACAGUAACUUCUGUCUUUCCUGAGAUACCUCAGUGUGACAAACACGGACGUGAGGGAGGACUGAGAAAGAUUAUACUGGCUACCAGACUCUGAAAACAUGAGCACCAACUAUAAAACAUCCUUAUCCUCUUUUCUAAUACAUCAAAUGUAAUCAUGAUAGAAUUUCUAUGCCACUACGAUCUCCAGUAAUGUUUGCCAGUCAUCUUCAGUCUAAAAACAUGUCCAGGUAAACAACAGAAGAACUUAAAGGGAGGGAUAUUAAAUCUCCACAUCCACAAAUCUCACUGGCAGUUGCGGGAGUACUAAGCAGGAGCUUGCCAAGGACACGUAACCUCCUCAGUUUAUAAAAAGUACCCACCACCACCAAAAUGCACAACAUGGCAAAAUAACUUCAAACCGAUGCACAGAAAGCAAUUCAGUGUUGUAAUUUCAAAAGUACUCAAAUACUAUGUGAAACAUUUUCAGAAAGUUACACUGAAAAGAGGCACGUCCUGAAGUCAGAACUGCAGGGUGAAAUCCGUAGACUGUAAGAGAAAAAGAGGCAACUGACAUUUAAAAGGGGAGAAGGAAGAACAGGAAAAUACACUAUUCUGAAAGUUCACUAUGAAUAAAAGGUAUAAGCAUUUUUAAUCAGUCAUUAGCACAAUUAAAUUUCAUUACACAAUGACUCAAUGCUCUAAACUUAUGUCUUGCAGCUCUUAGGAUGGUGCAAACCACAGAGAAAAGCGAGGAGAAGCAAAACAAUAGAAUAGAAAAUAGGAUCCUAACGUGGUGUAUACUCAUUAUAGGAAAACACUUCAUUAUCUCCCAAUCUUAGAAUGUAGAGUUAAAGCAUUUCAUUUUUCUUAAUGCAGAAUUUUCAGUUUAUGUGUUAGUUGUUUUGGUUUUUUUCUCAGCAGUGCAUGUCCACUGAUGGCAACUCACCCUUUCUUUGGAAAAGUACUCUUCCAUAAAGCCUAGGCAGUUGAGGAGAAACAAUAUUCAUUCCUAGUUUCUUCCUCUUCUUCCACUGAGUCAUAUUUGCUAGCCACUGCAUCAACACUGUUGGUAAAACUUGCUGGAAACAAUUCUAUUAUCCGUGGAAGACUCCCUGUAAUAAUUAAAAAUAUGUUACUUAAUUUUUAAAGUAUCAAUGGAAAGUUCCAGAAAAAGUAAUCUAAAGAUAGAGAGUAUAUUUAACUUGUAUUUAUAUCUGUGGAUUCUCUUUCUGUUCACAUUUCUUGACAUCAUGACAAAUAGGAAAAAUAAGUUCCGAAUAUUACUCAAGUAGAGGAAGAAAACUCUUUACAGCUGGACUCACCAGAGUUUUUAUCCUGACCAUUGGUCACCCUUUCCAGACGUAUCACAGUAGUUUUAGCUAAGCAGGUUUUAUUUCCAGUGGUGACUGCAGCAGUUGCAUAGUCCUCAUCUAGGACGUUAGAUCCGGGUUUCAGAAUUAAAACUCCUUGUUACACGUAGGUGGUUCUGGAAACACCUUAAAACAAACAAAAGCCAGUGGAGAGGAGGAGUUAGGGUAGAUGUUUGUUCAGAACUGCUAAAACACAGCCUUGCAGAAGAAAAAGCAUUGCUCUUUUUGAACUUACGUCAGAAGUGUUAGAGCAACUCUGAUCUAUAGGCAGACUGUUGAUAGCACUAAACUGACUUUACAUGCAGCAGAACCAACGGGCAAAAUAAUAUACAAAUAGACAUUUUGUGUAACAGGGAUUUCAUAAUAUACAACAUAAAUUAUUACAGCAUUAUCUUUCUGCUUUUUAUCUUAACUAAGAAGCAAUCCUCCUUUGUGCUAAUGCUACCUCACUUUUGAUUUGGCAUGUAGAUACUCCCACUAUACAGCAACGAAAUAAACACUCAGGCAUUGACCCUUCCAGAUUGAGAUCUCUGUUUAAAUUUACAGCAAUAAACUUUUAUGUAACUGA
Messenger RNA from Strigops habroptila (Kakapo), 3129 nucleotides. Its product is annotated as formin-like protein 18. The transcript has 4 exons. The record is from RefSeq and is a predicted model, not a curated record. NCBI's taxonomy places the organism in Eukaryota, Metazoa, Chordata, Aves, Psittaciformes, Psittacidae. The coding region runs from base 1 to 972 and encodes 323 amino acids.